Messenger RNA from Bolinopsis microptera, 3832 nucleotides. RefSeq lists its product as uncharacterized. Lineage: Eukaryota; Metazoa; Ctenophora; Tentaculata; Lobata; Bolinopsidae. The coding region runs from base 1 to 3060 and encodes 1019 amino acids. The record is from RefSeq and is a predicted model, not a curated record. Gene Ontology annotation, biological process: actin cytoskeleton organization; positive regulation of stress fiber assembly. Gene Ontology annotation, molecular function: protein binding; guanyl-nucleotide exchange factor activity. The transcript has 26 exons.
AUGUUUCAGAACAUAAGGUUUGACAAGUUGGCAGAAGUCCAAGACAAGUUAAAGCGAGAGAUCGCAGAGAGGCAAUCCAGCGAGGAGAGCCGACGAGGCAAGACACUGGACGUUACACGACCUAUCAAUUCGCCGUGCACGUCAACACAGUUCCACCGCUUCCUGUUUAGCUCGGUAGCUAAGCGGUCCACCUGGAGUGAGGACUUUACUAAACGCCAGGCCAUGAUGCGUAAGUUCAUAGAACACACUAAAGACCUGGACUGGUGUCAGAUUGGGGAGAAAGAGGUUGUGCCUCAUGAGCGGCUCUCUGUUCUCUUACCUGUUAUCAAGCACAUGACUCCUAUUGGACUCACCACUCCCAGCCAGUUUUCGGUGGAAUGUGCAGCAGUAAACGCAGACUUCACAUGUCCUGUUACACAGGACAUAUUGUACAGAAUAAUGAGCUGCGGAGAUAAGUACGAGUCGUACGCUAACGUGAAGGAGGCGGACGAGAUUCCGAUACUUCCUCCUGGUGCGGCUCCAGUGCAAGACACCCCAGUUUACGACGAGAACCUCACCCCCACACUCCCCCCACAGUCACAACCUCCAACCUCACAGCCUCAACCCUCGCAACCUCAACCUUCCAGCCUAGAACCACCUCCACUGAGACAGGUCCCUGCUGUUCCUUCCAUCAUGGCUCCUCAAUCCAGAUCACCGUUUGCUAUUAAUGGCACCAGCUCAACCCUACCCUCUUCAAUACCUCCCUCCCUGCGCACACCACCAUCCCCCGCCGCGCGCUCCCAGUCCUACGACAGCGCUGUGGUGAUGCUGCGCGCACAGGAGCAGAAUAAUGGGCAGGUUGAUGAGAACGGAGCUGCUCCUCCUCCUCUUCCUGGUAACCAUCCUCUACGGCAGAAUAACCUGGCUGUACAACGGAAAAACGAGCGACAAUCUAUCAUAGAAAUGAUAGAAAGUGUACCGAAAGAGUUCAACAUGGACGAUAGAGAGACUACAGAGGAUCUAUACGAAACACCAUACGAGAUAAGCAUGCUCAGGGAAGAGAAGAGAAAGCUAAUGCGUAGUAUGAGUGUAGAUGAGAACCUGCUAAGCAGUUCAAGUGAAAUAUUACAGACUAACGAAGAAAGUGAACCAUCUCUCGAACACAGCUCAACAACCCAGGACUCAGACUUCGACCUAGAAUCCUCAACAGAACCCUUCGCGCUGGGAAUACCAGAGAACAUCCCAGAAGAUCUCAAGGACCUUCCAGCAGGAGCUAUUGUAUCUCCUUUAUCCCGAUUUGAACACCUCAACUUGGCCGAGUUUCCCGAUGAAAGUUUUAACCUGGAGUUGACGGACAGCCGGGAAAUUUCUAGUUUUAUUGCGCCGGGCAGAGAAAGUCUCCCCAGAGCAGCCGAAUCAACCCAAGGAGGUCCUUUACUGGUUGACAAAUACGGACAAAUCUAUACUGAUACAAUAACUAGUCUAAUAACAGGGCCUGUAACAAUGGAACCACCGGUUGGGAACCCAGUUGUUGACGCUGUGUUACCAGACUUUGUUGAUGAGUCCUUGUUGGAGCUGGACAGUGAGGAUGAGGAUGAUACCCCUAACAUAUAUGAUAGUCAGCUAAACCUGGUUUCCUUAAAACCGUCCGGUCCGGACAGUUUCACAUCUUCCUACUCGGGAGGGACACCUUCAAAUACCUCACUUGAUGGAACGCCUGUGGCACUACCACAAAUACAGGUAUCAACAUCAGAGAUAGUUUCUGAACAGAAUCAUACAGUUACCGACAGUCUUUACGAGAACUUUGAAUGUGCCACACAAAAACUCAGAACUAAAGUGAUCAGAAGAGAGUCAAGCAAAAGGUCCAUAAACCGGGGACCAAAAGUGUCACAAUCCCAAAUUUCACUGGCUUCCGAUGACUGGCUUGAACAAGACACUUACGAGAAUAUCAAUGAAGAGGGAGCAGAGUUUGAGUUGAAAUCAACUGAUGUGUUCCUCUGUGGACACGGACAGAACGGUAACGGCGAGAUAGUGGUGUUACGACUUGCUGAACCAACCCCACACAUUGCGCUGGAUAUACCCCUAAAAGGUAGUCAAGUACUGUGCUGUCACAUGGUGCCGGGAAGAGAAAACACCCUUUGGGUCGGGACUCAGGACGCCAGGUUGCUGGUGUACAUGAUGUCGGAUCCUAGCUCAACUCUUCUAGAACUUGAAUUGGAUGGAGGUCCGGUAAUCUGUAUAUCUCACAUUGAUGAUUCGGUGUUUGUCGGAACUUCUGAGGGUUACAUUCACGUCUUCACUAGAGACGAACCAAAUAUUGGAACCGGUAAUAUGUCUGUAAACGAGUGGUGUGAUAAUGACCCGUUAACCAAGAAGUUAGGAAACAACUCAAUCUGUGUAAUGCUUCCUAUUGGGGGACAAAUGUGGUGCAGUUGCGGAUGUCAAAUCUUCGUUAUAUCACCUGAAAACGUCACCGUAGAGCACCUGUUCUCGACACACAACAACACAUCAGCUCAAGUCUACAAGAUGGUUAAUAGUGGGAGUGGGGUAUGGCUAGCUAUUCGGAACAGUCCGGUAAUCAGACUGUUCCACGCUAAAACUGGGGAGCAUUUGGAGGAUUAUGAUAUCAGCACUGUUGUUCAUCAUCUCUUUACUGGUUCGCAUAACUCGUCCAGAAGGCGGAGAGCGGAGAAUGUGAGAGUAACAGCACUCCUAGCUUCCUCCUCUACCGGUGCUCUCUGGAUAGGUACCUCCUCUGGAGUAGUGGUUGUUGUUCCUAUCGCUAAACCCCCCGUAGCCCCCAAGAUAUGCGGUCCCCCCUUCCUCAGCUACAUGGGCCACUACGACGGUGUCAGGUUCCUAAUGCAAGCCCAGUCCAGAAUCAGGAAACUAAUCGCUUCUGAGUCUACAGAUCAGGAGAAUGUUUACGAGGAGAUAACGUCGCAAGUAAUAAUCUCCUGCGGGAAAGGUAUGGAAGACUUUCGAGAUCAUUCUACCGGAGCAGCGAACCAAAGCGAACACAUACAGAACAGCUCGUAUCUUAUCGUGUGGCAUUAUCCCGCAUCUGAUGAGAACUCAUAGUAACGGAGCGCGCUUCCUUAACGGAUAUGUAGCUUUUAAAGUGGAUGUUUUGUUAAGUAUGUUUCAUUUUUCAGAUUGUGACCAGUCAGCGGUUCAAAUGUUCAUGCUCUUUGGUAAUGAAAAAUGGACUGAAGUGUAAAUUUAUGAUUUUUAUACAAUAUUGGCAGAAAUUUUCAAAGAUUUUGUUUUAUUUUUGCAGGAUGUUUAAAGUUUUGUGAUGGAUACAGGAUUUGUGAGGAUUUAUGCGUUUAUUGUCGUCGGAUUGAAAAAUAAUGAAUUGAUAUGCCCAAAUUUUAAAGGAAAGGCCUGAAAGUGAAAGAUUCGUUUGCUUCUCGAAUAUAUUGUUGAUAAUUUAAAUUUUAACUGUAGUUGUGAGUAUUUUCAUUGGAAUAUAAAAUGUUCAAUUACAAUUGCAGAUUUAUGUUUCUAACUAUGCUUUUAAUUUUCGUCAGUUAUUUAGUGAUACAGGCUCCGGAAAAUUAUUUAAGAUAACGCAUUCCUAAAACCUGGAACUAGUUAACUUUAAAUGCUGAUUAUAUACAUCGGGAUAAUUAUUCUCGAUGCUGGGUUGUGAUGUUUUUAACGUUAAUUUAAUUAAGAUUUUUACUUUAAAUUGAUACUAAAAUUUGAACAUGUUUUAAUUUAACGAAGUUCAAAAUAUCUCUCGCCAAGUAAUUUAUAACUUGCGUGGUACUUGCUAAUGAGAAUUUACGACUAAAAUUGCAAAUGUUAAACUUAUUUUCUUACGUUUGAAAAUCUAGGACUAGUCCAA